AUCGGAACUGAAACUGCGCCCCCCACUCCAAAGCACUUACCGCGCUGUGCCUGUAUUCUCUUCGAACGGGGAGUUUUCUUGACGUCCGACCCCGUGCGGCCGCAGGUGGCGCCCAGGGGGCAGUGCAGCGCGCCGGGAGCGGGCGCCGCCGCCUCCUCGUCGUCGUCGUCAGGGCCGCCCGGAUGCGCGUGCGCGGAGAAGCGGCCGCCGCUGCGCGCCCCCGCCGACUUCUCCAAGCACUGCGCGCCCGCCGCGCUGGCCGCCGCCGCCGCCGCCCCGGGCGCCGAGGACGACGCCGUCGACCUGGAGGAGGAGUGCUCGCGCUUCGUGCAGGGCGCCCUCGAGGCUCUUGCAACACUUCCUGAUCCAGAAGCACUUUUUAUGGACGACCCACUUGACUUUCCCGCUGCUGAAAAAGAGGGGAAGGACCAUGUCUGGGGAAUGGAUGAGUUUUCGAAUGAACCAUCUAGUACUGACACACAACGAACUCAUUUGUUUCAGUUUGAGGUGAGUCUAUUUUUGCAUACAGUAUGU
Molecule: messenger RNA, 534 nt
Organism: Gryllus bimaculatus (two-spotted cricket)
Lineage: Eukaryota; Metazoa; Arthropoda; Insecta; Orthoptera; Gryllidae
Source: the annotation of a GenBank genome assembly